This is a messenger RNA of Loxodonta africana (African savanna elephant), 969 nucleotides long. Its product is annotated as olfactory receptor 11G2-like. Lineage: Eukaryota; Metazoa; Chordata; Mammalia; Proboscidea; Elephantidae. Bases 1 to 969 code for a protein of 322 amino acids. Gene Ontology annotation, cellular component: membrane. The transcript has a single exon. Gene Ontology annotation, biological process: G protein-coupled receptor signaling pathway. Gene Ontology annotation, molecular function: olfactory receptor activity; G protein-coupled receptor activity. The record is from RefSeq and is a predicted model, not a curated record.
AUGAGUAUCUCAGAAGCCAGUAAUACCUCUGGGUCUGUGAGUGAGUUCAUCCUCUUGGGCUUCCCCUGCCACAGAGAGAUCCAGAUCCUCCUCUUUGUGCUCUUCUCCCUUAUCUACCUCCUGACUCUUAUGGGGAAUUUGUCCAUCAUCUGUGCAGUGUGGUCAAGCAGGAAACUCCACAUACCCAUGUACAUCCUCCUGGCCAACUUCUCCUUCCUAGAGAUCUGCUAUGUCAGUUCUGAUGUGCCCAAAUUGUUGGCCAACAUCAUCUCCCAGACUAAGAGCAUCUCCUAUGCUGGCUGCCUGCUCCAGUUCUACUUCUUCUUCUCCAUGUGUGCUGCAGAGGGCUACUUUCUGUCUGCAAUGUCCUUUGAUCGAUUUCUUGCUAUUUGUAGACCUUUGCACUACCCCACUAUAAUGACCUAUCACCUAUGUGCUCAAUUAGUAGUCUUCUGUUGGAUAGGUGGCUUUUUAUCCAUACUGGUACCGGCAAUUCUUAUGUCUUUGGUGCCCUUCUGUGGCCCUAACAUCAUUGACCACUUUUUCUGUGACCUUGGACCAUUGCUGGCACUUUCCUGUGCCCCAGUUCCCAAAACUACUCUGACUUGUGCCACUGUAAGCUCUCUCAUCAUCUUCCUCACCUUCCUCUACAUUCUUGGGUCCUACUCCUUGGUUUUAAGAGCUGUACUACGAGUUCCAGCUGGCUCAGGCAGGAACAAAGCUUUCUCUACCUGUGCCUCCCAUUUCCUAGUGGUGUCCCUAUUCUAUGGCUCAGUCAUGGUAAUGUAUGUGAGCCCAGGGUCCAGGAGUCAUCCUGGGACACAGAAAUUUGUGACCUUGUUUUACUGCAUGGCAACCCCAUUCUUUAAUCCUCUUAUCUAUAGCCUCCGGAACAAAGAUAUGAAAGAUGCACUAAAGAAAGUCCUAAGAGCACCAACAAAAGUAAUUACUAAAAAUAUAGAGAAAUGA